AGCCCAGGAAAGCCCUUCAACAGGCCUCGGUGUCCACCAUUCGUCGCUUCUGAAUAGUUCACCUGCCAGGUCUGUGAGCCGAGGACGGCGGUACGAACCACUCGUGUUCUGAGAGUCGUUUUCAUCCUUCCUGAUCCACUGGAGGCGGUUCAAUCCCGAUGGUCCAAGCAGAUACACUGCGUAUUUCCAUCCCAAGAAUCUCUCGCAGGUACUCCCAAGCCUGAUCAUUAGUACACGUGGGGUUGCUAAGCAACGGCUGUGGGCGUGGCCGUUGGGGCAUAAAGAGUCGCAGCCCCGCCCUUAGAGGACGCGGGUAUUUCAGGAUCUUGAUCUUUAAAGUCUCCCCCUCUACUUUUUGAGUGGGCGGGGCCACGACCGCAGCUGUCACCUCAUCUCCACCCUGCGGGCGCUCACUUGCGCAGGGCUCUUCCAUAACAGCUCUUCUUCCGGGACUUCCUGGUCGCCGUGACCAAUCAGAGUGCUGUUUCCGUCCGAGCCGCUGUCGGCCCGCAGACCUCGGCGCUCCUCUACCUACGCCUCUUAAAGGCGCCGCCAGCGCCUCGGGAGCCCGGGCGAACCAAGUCCUCGGUUCCCGUCCCCAGCUGCAGUAUGGAGUCGUCCCACAGGCCGCCCGGGCCCGAGGCAGACCUUCUGACUUUGGGGAGACAGCGAGCCGCGGUCUUGGGCGGCGGGCCGAGCCGAACGCCCUCGGAACCGCCCUCAGGCUUCCGGGUGCCGGCAGAGGAAGAAGCCGAGAACGUUGGGGGCUCGCGCCGCCACCCCGGGGCGUCCCCUAAGACUUCGAGCUCCAGCGUCGUCCGCUGGCCGGGACCGGAGGCUCCGGAGGACGAGCUCGGCCGCCCCGCGAUGCAGGGUGGACCGGGGAGCCACCGGGGAGCGCCGGAGCCCGAGCUCCACCCGCGCGGGUCUUCCCUGCGCCAGGACCCCGCGCCGCCCGAGGACCAGCCCGUCUCCGAAGCCAUCAGCCGUCGAGGAGGCCCGGGAGGCGGCGGGAUGGAUGCUGAGCAGGAGGAGGAGGACGACGCCGAGGGGGCGGCCGGCCGGGCCGGCAGGUCGUUUCCCAGCCGCCUCCAGGACAGCCGCAGCCUGGACGGGCUGAGCGGGGCGUGCGGCGGCUCCGGGUCCCCAGCGGGUGCGGAGUCCGGCGCGGGGGGCGGGCGUCGCGCCACCAUCUCCAGCCCCCUGGAGCUGGAGGGCACGGUGAGCCGCCAGGGCGACCUCACCCAUUUUGUCGCCAACAACUUGCAACUCAAGAUCCGCCUGAGCAGCACCUCCCAACCCCCGCCCCCUGUCCCCGCGCCUCCCUGCUCGGCACCUCCAUCCUCGCCGGCCAUCCCCCCCAUCGACCCGGACGUGCUGCGGGACCUGGAGCGGCUGAGCCGGGAGCUGGGCGGCAGGGUGGACCGUCUGCUCCGCGGGCUGGGCGGUGCGGUGCAGGAGCUGACGGCGCUGAGCGUGGGCUGCAUCCAGACCUACCGCGACGCCGUGGACUCCCUAGGCGAAGCCGUGGACAUGAGCAUCAAGGGGAUGUACACGCUGCUGGCGCGCUGCGAGGAGCUGGAGAGGGCUCUGCAGCCAGUGCAGGGGCUGGCGCGCCAAAUCCGGGAUAUCCGACGCACCCUGGAGGUGCUGGAGGCUCUGUGCAAGUGACCGGGAGGGCAAGAGGGACCAGGCCAGGGCCCAGUAGGAUCCUACGGGCUCUUCAAGAUGCGUUUAGCAGGCCGGCGUCCGCUCGCUGGGCCGUAUGCAGGUGUCUGUGGGAAGCUCUAAAGGCUUUCCUGGUGGGAGGUGCUGAUGCUCAGCUUCUAUUCAGUUGGCCAUCUGUAGCUACGUUGUUUUCCUCAACUCUCCUCUAACUAAAGCUCCGUCCCUGGUGACCCAGGAUUCCAGGUCUGGGCUUGAGAGACAUGCGACUAAAUGUGAUCAAGGAAGGGGAACAGAGGCCCCAGCCCCCACUGUGGCCACUCUGACCCCAGUAUCACAUCUCAGGUGCCAGGAACUAUGGGAGUUUGAGUGGGCCUUGGUCACCCGCCGUGCAGACAGGCAUGCACACUUGCAGAUGGAUACCCUGCUUUUGCUCUCUGGCCCCCUACCGUCCCAUUUCAGCCAGACCAGGGUGGAGCUAGAAGGAACGCAUUGCAUGGUGGAGGGGGUGAGUUGGGAGUGGUCUCACUGCUCUCAGGAUUCAGUGGAAUUGUUGCUGGUUUUGAAGCCCACCUGUUGUGGAGUGUUCCAAUCAGUUUUAACUUGCUGAGUUUUUGUGGAAUUAAAGUGCUGCUGCUAAGGCUGAAGCU
Pipistrellus kuhlii (Kuhl's pipistrelle) is the source of this 2315-nucleotide messenger RNA. RefSeq names its product BLOC-1 related complex subunit 6 (gene BORCS6). Lineage: Eukaryota; Metazoa; Chordata; Mammalia; Chiroptera; Vespertilionidae. The record is from RefSeq and is a predicted model, not a curated record. Gene Ontology annotation, biological process: lysosome localization. Gene Ontology annotation, cellular component: BORC complex. The transcript has a single exon. The coding region runs from base 610 to 1671 and encodes 353 amino acids.